UGGAAUUUGUUUUUGGAAUUCUGGCAAUACCAAUUAUUCCGGAAAAACGAUGUGUUUCAGCGACGCUUUCUCGAUAAUAAUUAGUUUUGUUUGAUCGUUACACGCCAAAUCUGGUGAUAUUUGGUUCGUACAGUGUUAUUUUACAGUGUGUGUGGAUUUUUAUCAUCAAGCAUAAAUCAUGAGCCAGAAGGUGUCCCGCAAAACAGCGGUCAGUGAAGAAAAAGAAAAGAGCAAUAGUCCAGUUAAAGAAAUGAAAAAGAAAAUGGCAGCGAACGCCGAAAAAGAAAAACAGGCUGCCGAAAAGGUAACGGACAAACCUGCAGACAAAACAGAGAAACCCGUAGAGAAGGUUGCAGAGAAACCAGCGGAAAAACCGGAGAAGAAUGAUAAUAAGCCUGAUAAAGGUGGUGACAAGAAAGCAGAGAAACAAGAUAAAGCAGUAGAUAAGAAAGCUGCUGAGAAACCAGACAAGAGUGCAGAUAAGAAGCAGAGUAAAGAAGAAGUUAAGAAGAAUGAACCACAGCCUGAGAAGAGUAAAGCAGAUGCCAGCAAAGAGGAUAAAACUGCAAAGCCAGCAGAAAAAUCGGACGCCAAAAAGCCAGAACCUACUAAGACAAAACAGAACGGGCGGGGCCUAGCUCACAAUGGCGUUUCAGACGUCACACUGGGUACGAACGGGACCGAUGACGUUCUCAACGGAACGGUGAGUGCGGACUCGGAGGACGAUGACGUAAUGCUCGUCAUUGAUGACAACGACCAAGACGAUUUGUUCCCGGAGCUGACAUACGAAGAUACGUCUGACGGGGAUUGUUUCGAACUGCCGACGCCGGAGAACGGCCCCAGUAGGAGUCUCACGCGCCGAUCGCAGGUGAAAGCGACGCGAACCCCCGAGACUCCCCGCCCCGCGUCCGACAAGCCGGACAAGGAAGCGGACGAACCCAAAGACAAACUGUUGAAACUCAAAGAGGACACAGCACCACCCACAGACCGCCGCCUUCGUUCUUCCAAUUCGCCUAAACCCCAGGAGGGUAAGAAGCCAGACCCCAAGAAGGACUCCCCGAAGAAAUCCCAGGAUGGACUGGAGAAGGUGGAUGAGAAAGAUGAGGAUGCUGCGAAAGAGGAUAAGGAGAAGGAUGAUGUGGUGGAAGUUACGCUUGAAGUGCCUUCUAAUGAGGGCGAGGAGUCCCGCAAGCCGGACACGAACUUCUCCAAGUCCCGCGUCAAGGUGUCGCCCUACCGCCGCAGCAUGAGGCUUGCUGACCAGACCAACACCUCGCUGCAGGCUAAUUAUACUGGCAACAACACAACAAUGGAGAUGGACAUAACGGAGACAUCCUCAUUCCUCGAAGACGCUCCUCUAGACGACAGCUCGUACCUGCGCGGGCUCCGCAGCAUCCGCGGCCGCUCGUCCUACAAGCAGCUCAAGGAGAUCACUCUCAAACACGUCGCGGCUAACAGGAGUGUGCGGUCCAAUGCUGGCGCUAGUGUAACAUCCCCCCUGUCAGACGCCACCUCCCGCCCCACAGGCACAGUAGUAGGACGCAAGCGCAAGCCGGAACACGAUGACGUAGAACAAGCCACCGAGGCCACCGAGCACGGCGCCAGCAAGCGCAUGCGAGUGCUGGACAGGCUGGCGCAGCCCUUCCGCAGGGCCACUGUGCAGAGACGGAAUGCUCCGAUCGUAGGCAUCAACACAGACUUACCUCUCUGCGCUCCAGUAGCAUCCCCCGAGCCCUUCGACCCCGAGUGCCUCAAGGCGUCAACUUCCACCCCCGCCGCCCCCGCCCCCGCCCCCACCGACCCCAUCGCCGUGCCGCUGGCCUCCACGCAGGACAACAAGCGCUGUGUCAUCAUGUAAGGGGGAGGUAUGUUACAUCUGGCUUUGGAUAGCUAUAUAUGAGAAGUAUACUGAGGUUUUAUCUGAUCUGUGGAUUUCAAUAACGUAUCUACCUGUUGGUUUGCUUACUAAAGAUUGAAUUGUACUAUUUACAAAACACUACUACUACUCACUCAGCUGGUACUCGGCUGCAUUCGGUUAAACUGGAAGACGACCAUAAUGUAGUUGGCAAAAGGCUAGGUAGAUGUCAAGUUAUAUAUGUCAAAUGCCUGUCUAGUAGGCAGGCAAAUCAACAAUAAGACAAUUUAAAGAACUUCUUCACGAGUCUACUUUAUCAAUAUCAGAGCGAUGUGGUAAAGAUUCGCCGGUGAACUUUAUGAAAGCUCAAACUACAGUUUCACUCAUGAAUGCAAUCUACAGAAUAUCUACCUGAGAAAAUAUUCAAGUUUUACGUAAGCCAGAUAAUAAUGCCUUAGAGGGGAUAUAUGAAGAGAAUUUUAUCAAAGUAAGAAGUUGUAUCAUAGAGGACUCGUUUGCGAAGAUAUGAAGUGACAAAUAUUUUGCAUUUUAUGCACUCAGUUACGUACAAAGACGUAUUUAAAGAUAGUAAAUAGACUAUCUAAAUAUAGCUUAAAUGUAUUAUUUAUAAUACUAUUGCUUAAUAAAUCUAUUCCUCACUAUUUAACAUGUUUGAAAUGAAGUUUGGAUCUUGAUUUGUUAAGUAAAUGUGUAUUAUGAAUAAACACUGAAGCUUAGAUAAGUUUUAUAACAAGUGUGUGAGAAAUAUUUGUACCCUUAUAUCAAACAAUGAGUGUUUUCUCCUUAUAAACGGCAUAGGGUCACUUCGACGCUAAAAGCCGUCGUCCGAUUUGUAAGUAUUGUUCUUGGAGUCUGUUUUGUGCUAUAAUUUAUAAAAAAAAAAUAUCUACAAAUUAGUCUAAAUCAUGGUUGUAAGAGUGUACGAAAUUAGAUCAAUUUUAUCAAUCACCUGAUUUCUCUCAAUUGUGUUUAUGUAAUAAUCACAAACCUACCGGCAAUUUGAUUGUGUUGAUGUAUUAUAUUUUAAUAAUCAAAAUCAGAGUGAAAUGUACCUUUCUGUAGCUAGGUACACAAUUCUCUUUUUGAGAGAUCGGAAUCGGUCAGUCAUUUGUUGGCUUAACAAGUUCUACUAUAAAUUCAAUUAUUAUAUAAUUUGAAAGACUUUCUUGUAGUCUAUUAAAAUCACUACUUGAUUCUCAUAUAUCUUGUCAAUGGGAGAAUCAAAUUCUGGCUCAAAACAGACUCCAUUGUAAAACAAAUCAAACUACAUAAAACUGUAAUAUAGUAAAUAGAUAUAUGAUGAUUAGAUGUAAAAGACAAGUAUAUAACGGCAAUGUUUUGUACAUAAUAUUAUUAUGUAUGUGUGGUUUCACUUGCAAAAUUAUUUUAUCGUUUUAUCUACUGACUUUAUAUUGGGCAUGUUGGGGACUACAAAUUAGUUCAUGCAACAAGGCAAGAAUCGUGUCAAAAAUAAACUCAAUUUUGUGGAUUUCAUCUCAGCAUGUUUUAGAUGCUGAAUUAAUCUGCAAAAUUCAAUUUAUUUUUAAAAUAAUUUUAAUUGUGGUCUUCGCGAAUAAUUAAAAUGUACAAUGUUAUAUUAUAAAAUUUAUCAAAAUAAUGCCUUGUCCUUAAUGUGGUUUCAAAAAUGUAUGUUCAUUUCUAGUCCUAAACAUGUCCAAGUGUGCUAGUUUAAUACUUAGGUAAUGAAACUGUAAAUAUAUGGUUUCAGGAAUUCUAUUUUUAUUAUUGAACAUUACUAUAAGGCUACCCAAAGAAUGAACAAUUAUUAUGUUCCCAACAUAUUGUGCAUUUUUUAAUAAACUUCAAUCAUACAAAUAUACAGGAUUUUUUAUUUUAAAAACGUUAGAAGGUACUAACAAAUCAUCCUUACGUUAUUUAGUUAAUCAUUUUUAUGAUAUUACCACUCCUGAAAUUAAUUUUCGUGCUUUUUUUUCAGUCAGUUUCAUCCUAUAAAAUGUUUUAUUAUUUUCUCUCAUGACAGUAGAAAUUAGAACCACCGAAUGAUUGCCAUCAGACCACUAAUGUUAUACCAUCGCGCAAUAUUGUGUUCACAAAGUGACAUUUAUUUUACUUACAGAAUAUCUUCCAGAAAUGAUUUAGUGUUUUUUUUGCUUAUUUCUAUUUGAAUGUGUGUGUCUUGAAAUGUAAACUGUAGAUACAAAUCAGAUUUUUAAAUAAACUUGACCUCUAUUAUGUCUGUUACGUCCGAAAAGUUAUUAUUUUGCAUCAAAAAGGCAUGAAAUGAUGUCCUAAUAUUUUUUUUCGAAUAAAAAAGCACUGCCGAAUACAAAAAGGUUGUAUAAGUGUUUCAGAUUCGAUAGAAUUUCUAUUUUUAUAAAAAUAGACUUAAAUUAGAUUGUAGUUUUUGAUCGCAAUAAGUAUUAUUACGAGUGUAGAUGUGGGUGUAAGGGACAGUUUUAAUACUGGUUAAUUUAAAUGCCUUAAAAUUUAAAAUUGAAAGGUUUGGUUUUAAAUAAGUUUUCUCGUUGAACGAGAAAGCUAGAUAUUUCUAGGAAAAGCUAGAAUAUAGCAAUAGAAUUAAAGGCAGUAUUUUGACUGUCCCUGCUUGUAGUGUUGUCGUUGCGUUUCAAACAUUUAAUGUGGUAUCGAUAUUAAUAUAGAAUGUUUGAACAUAGAUUUGAUACAUACCGUCAGUUGCACAAAGGUCUAUUAAAGUUUCUCUAAAUCUAUAGCUGUCUAUUUCUUUGUCAACAAGAUAAUAAGUGAUAGCAAUAGAUUUAAUGAAGCUUUAACUUUUAUGGUGCAACCGACGGAUAGUCAAGAAAAUACUCUUAAGCAGAAAGCUCAAUAGAACCUUUGAGGAUUGUGUGUUCUAUACAUUUUUGAUGUUAGUAUGUAAAAUCUAUACUUUACCUAAAAGGAAGAGUGACUUCAAUUUGAUAAAACUUAUUGUACAGAAGUAGCGAAAUAUUGUUUGAAACUCAACGUUGUUAGGAAAUCAUUGUUUUCGUUUGGCUUAGUUAAGGUCUAGUUUAGUUUAAUUGAAUUGUAUAAAACUAUAAUGAUUAUAGAAACUGCAAAUUUUGAUAAAUAAAUCAUUGCAAUCCAA
This is a messenger RNA of Helicoverpa zea (corn earworm), 4967 nucleotides long. Its product is annotated as neurofilament heavy polypeptide-like. The record is from RefSeq and is a predicted model, not a curated record. Bases 179 to 1858 code for a protein of 559 amino acids. The transcript has 11 exons. NCBI's taxonomy places the organism in Eukaryota, Metazoa, Arthropoda, Insecta, Lepidoptera, Noctuidae.